UUUAAAGGAGGUAUCAUAAAUCAUGGCUGCGACAUCUUUAGCAGCACAGCUCAAGAAAUUAACUGUACCGCAGUCAUCUAUUUACAUUGAUAAUGACAAAAGAGUGUCCUUACUGUUUUCCCCUAAAGAAGCGGCUGCUAAGGAUCGGGAUACAUUUUACGAGAUAGGUAUCAGUGGUUUAAAGGAGCUUAUAACGUUAUACGAAGGAUUUAGUGUUUUUGAAGACUCUUUAUUCAGUUUGUCUUCAAAGGAUUUUGAACGUGCUAUGCAAACGAAAGAGGUAAAUCAAAACUUGGAUAAAACACUGGAAAAGUUCCUAAUGCAACUAUCUCCAUAUUUCUUAUUGCAAUCUUCUCACAAAGCCUUGGAAUGGCUUGUGAAUCGUUACCAUAUACACGAGUACAAUCAGGAUGCUAUAAUGGCAUUGAUAUUGCCUUACCACAGCUCAAUGAUAUUUGUAAGGUUCAUUCAGAUCAUGAAUUUUAAGACAGUAUCAAAUAGAUGGAGUUGGAUGGCGUCCAUUAAAAAAAAAGGUGUGCCAUUGGCUAAUCAGACAUGGUACAAUCAGUGUGUUUCAAAUACAGCCACUCUGCAGUUUCUCAUGAAAAGUACAUUGAAAUAUGUAACUGAGUUUGGUGAACGAUCAUCACACCUGAAUACUGUGUUUGCAUUUAUGUGUCAAACAGCAGUUGGUGUUUUGGAAUCAAGUAAAAGUGUAAGCGAAGCAAUUGUGAAUGCUUUGUUGCCCGUCAUCAUGGAGGGCAUUGAAUCUUCUAUUGUUGAUUUUAGAGCAGCAGUACAUAUAGUAUUGGGGUUUAUGUUUACAAAGGUGUCUCUCGCACAAGAUACUUUAAACAAGAUAAUUGACAAGCUGUUGACUACAGAAUUUGACUUGACAUAUGAUGUGACCAUAUUGUUGACGAUGAUGUUCACACAUCAGACUCACAUGACCAUGAUUCCUGAAUCAAUAUUAUCCAACAUAUCAGUUGAAACCAUGAUGAUACUUUGCCGACAUAUUAAAAAUUCCACUGAGAAAAAGCAGAAUAUUUUGCCAUUUGCCCUGGCAUUCCUUUCAAGUGUGAUGAAACUUAUACAAAGUAAUAUGGAAGAAUUCAGGAAGUUCUAUCAAUUGCCAGAAAUAUUUUUGGAUGAAGUGGAUUUGAGGAGUCAACACCCAGAGCAGAUUGUAAGGUGUAUUCUUAAAGCAUAUAAACCAAGAAAAAUGAAAUCUGUAGUUGAAAAUGAAAGUGAUGUUGAAAUUAUAGAAGAAGAUGAUUUACAAAUAAAGAUGCUUGAGUGGUACUCUUCCUUAUUAAAGAACAUUGAAAGAAAGUAUCCAGAAGCAUUUGAUAAAAUUGUAAAAGAAAUCAUGAGUUCAGAAAGCAAAAUUAAUCAGAAAAGGAGAGCACAGUUAUCAAAAGUUCUUACAUUCAAACCUGCUGUUGCACAUAAAAUAGGUAGUGCAUAUCUAUUUGAAAAUCUCAACCAUGUGAAUCCGCAACUACGUGUUGAAGCUGUAAAAUAUAUUAAAAAAGAGUUUGAGUUAUUAAAGAUGGAAAAUGUGGAAUUUGUUAAAGAUUCUAUUGUUAACAGGUUUAAUGAUGACGACCCAGAAGUUGUUGCAACAGUAUUAGAUCUCUCUAAUGACUGUUUAAAAGAUAUAUUGAAUGAAGUAGAUAUUUCAAAUAUUUUUGUAAAUAUUAUGUCGAAGAGUUCUAAGGAAUGGAAACCCAUUAUCAAGAGUACUGUACUUAAGUUUUGUACAUUAGACCUGCUACCUGUUCAACAGGACACAUUACUAGCUGUGUUGCCAUAUCUAUUUCCAGAUGAUGUUGAUUCUGCUGAUAUUACAUGGCAGAUAAUAAAAUCAACUUGGGGUAAAAAAUUGAAACUUAUGAUGAACAUCAAAGAUGUGACUGAACAAUUUAAAGAUAAUUAUGAAGUGCUGAAUCAAGCAGUAUUUAAAGCGCUAUUUAUAGAUAGAUCUGUGCAUUUUGAUAAUAUCCUUGAUUAUAAUCAGCUAAAUGUAAGAAAUACUUUAGAUGUUUAUAUGUAUCUACUGUUAAAAACUUGUUCACUGGAUAACACAACAGCAGAUGAAAUGAUAACAAUGUUAAAUUUGCUUUUAGAAACAGUUGAAAAUAGAACAAUUAUUUCUAGUACAGAAGACCAAGUAUUUUCAAGCAGAAUUACAAAUGAAUUUAUCAAACACUGUAGACAGGAUGAAAUAAUUUUUCAAGUAAUAGAGUAUAUCUUUUCAAGAUUCAUUAAACAUAUUGAUGUUAAAAAUAUAACAAAGCCAUGGUGCAAUAUGUGUGAUAAACCAUCUACCAUUCUCAUUAGGAGAUUAUAUGAGAUUUGUAUUACAGGUUGUGGCAUACAAAGUUAUGAGCAAAAUUAUGUUACUCUUUUGAAAGAACUGUUAUCAAAAAUUUGCAAUACUACCAGAGAAAAAUUUGAGUUUGUAGCUAAUUUCGCAUGUGGACAUAUUUUAUAUGCUACUGAUCCCAAAGAUGUGAUUGGUCCUGAACUUCAAAUAAGAAGCAUUAAACUAUUACACAAUUUUGUUGCUGCUCAAGAAAAUAUGGAUUGGAUUUAUGACUCUGAUGUAGUCACACUAUUGAUUCUUUUUAAUUUAAAUAACCCACUUGCAGCCAUUCGGAACUGCACUGUUGAUUUGAUGAAAAUUCUUCUUAGAGAUGAUCCUGACCAAAGUCUAGUUUAUGUCAAGUUAUUGAUUGAGCUCAUGAUGCACAAAGAAGAGACUAUACUAGACCAUGAGCAGAUAUGUGAAGUUCUUAAAACGGCAUUAUCUAAACAAAACCCAGUUAGUAGAAUAUUUAAAAAAAACUGCUUGAUUAAAUUUACAAACAUUUUGACUAUAGAUACUCCAGCACACAUAAAGUCUAAUUUAAUUAAAAUACUCAACAAUAUCAAUGAUGCAAGUACCUUCCCUUACAUUGUUCAAUCCUUAAAGACAUUGGAAAGUGUAUUAUCAAGUGAACAAAUGAAUACAAAACUAAGAUUGAAUAUUUAUGAAUCCAAUUUGGUUAAGAAUGUUUACAGCCAUAUAAAUGAAUUUACAGUUUCAACAUUUAAUAAGAAACAUGUGUGGGAUGCUAUUGAGCUUGGUUUAAAAGAAUAUAGGGAAUGUAUCCUGCUUGAAGAUCAAAUGUUCACUAGCCCAUGUGUCAUUAUCAUGAAACAAAUAGAUGAGACUGUUUUCAAGAAAAUUCCUGGUGAGAGUUUACCGGGAAUGAUUUAUUUGAUCACUGCAGCUGGUACAUUUAGUAAAAAUCCCACGAUCGCAAGUAUUGCUUCAAAAGCUAUGAAGAAAGUGCAUUUACAAUUUGACGACUUUAAGCCCAUUUUGGAGGCAAUGUUAAAUGUUGAAGACCCAGCAGAUAAAAUGGCAAAGAAGAAGAAAUCUUCAGUAUCUAUGCUUUCUUAUCAAUUAACAGAGACAGAUGAAUGGCGAUUGGGAGUCACCUUCUUAGAAUAUGUGCAGAGUAAGAAAAAAAUGACAGUUGACAAUUCAUUUGUUAACAUUCUCUUCCAAAUUCUAAACAAAUGUUUGAGGUUCGAAGAACAAUCUUAUGUUGAAUAUACAAAACAGCUGAUUCUUUCUUCACUCUGGUAUUACUGUACCAGAUUUGUCAAUGACAAAGACAAAACUGAAAUGACGUCUCUUAAGUCCAUUUUUAAAGUGGAAUUAAUAGUGAUGUGCAUUAGAGGGACUCAAAAUCCGCAAACUCACCAUCAUGCGUUGAUUCUUUUGUCUCAUGCUGCCUACAUAUUACCAGAACAAGUGCUACAUCAUACUAUGGAAAUAUUUACAUUUAUGGGCUCAUCAGUACUCAGACACGAUGAUGCAUACAGUUUCCAAAUAAUUGUUAAAAUUAUUGAAAAUUUAAUUCCCAUUUUAGUGAAGUUAGAUAGAAAUAUUGAAGAAUAUACAGAGAAGGAACUUCAACAAUUGCAAAAGCGGAUUGUGCCAGUAUUGCGUAUAUUCGCAGAUGUUGUAUUACAUGUGCCAGAGCAUAGACGGUUGCCUAUGUAUACAAAGCUAUUGGAAACAUUGGGUGCCAGUAAUUUCCUGUGGGUAUUCCUGGCUUUAUUAUUGGAGACUCAUAUUGCACAUUUUAACGAAGAAAAAAAGAUAGACCGAAAUCAGAAUAGAUCACUGGCUAAACAAGAGGCGCCUGCAAAUAGACUCGACUUUGGUCAAAGCAUUUUAUUAGAAUUUUCUCCAGAGAUUUGUUUUGAAAAUUUCUUGAAACUUAUAGUAUAUCUUAAGUCUUUACCAUUGCAGAAAGAUGAAAAUUCAAUGGACACAGAUGUAGAUCCAACAGACAUAUUUAGUGUGAAUGGCCACACUCCAAUCCAACUUCGUCAAUAUAAAUACGUAAUAAUAACAUUUAUGAAUAACUGUUUGUCAUACCCAAGAUUUAUUGACCAUUGUGGAGCAGCGCAGUCAGACAAAACCAUGGAGGAUCACUAUAAAGGGUUUAUAGUUAAUGUACUUACUUUUAUUCAAAGCAUUUCUGAUCUUGGUGAUGAGAAAACGGCAAAAUAUUGGCGGGUGAUGCUGCAUCAUAGCUAUGACCUCUUAGACCACACUAAUAGUCUGCUUUCUCCUACUAUGUUCCUAUCUGUUACAAGAGGAUUACUAAAGCACGUAUUACAAGCUGUAAGAAGAAAAUCCAUGGAACUACUUAAUUCUAAAAUUCAACUUAACUCUGAAAUGUUCCAAAAUGUUAAUAAAGAGUUGCUGUAUUCUUUGUUGCCUGCACUAUUGGAGAUAGUUAGGACUAUAGAAUCCAAGGAUGAAACUCUAAAUGAAGUUGCUGCACAAGAGUUAGAGGUCAAUCAACAAACAGCCUUGUUAUCAUUGAAACUUCUUACAAGAUUGCUAGCAUCAGAAAAUCCAGAUCCAUUCGAACCCGUUUUGAAGACAGUCACUGAGUAUAUUUGUAAUCCCACCAUAUCAGGAAAUGUAAUGGCAUCUAUUGUUUUAUGCUUGGCAGAACUUUGCAGUAAUCUAAAAGCUCAUGCUUUAGUUGGUCUCUGUAAAUUUAUGCCUGCUCUUCUUAAAGUACUAAAGAAGCAACGUAAAGCUGACACCCCAGAAUUAAUUCUCCUAAGUACAAUAACGGCAAUAACAAAAAUAAUAGAGAGUUUGCCGCUCUUUCUUAGUCCGUACUUGCAGAAGAUUUUAUAUGAAUACUCUAUUUUGUCGGCGAAGUGGCAUACCCAUGAUCAAGAGUGUAGUAAAGUGUCAGCUAUUGUAACUAAGUUGGCAAUUAUUAAAAAGAAGAUUGCUGCUGCUAUUCCUCCAAGAGUCUUGAUACCAGUUACGAAUGAGACUCAUCAAUUGCUUCUGGAGAAAGAGAAUUAUGAUGCAAUUGGACCUGUGAUGUCCGUAUUGGCAGAGAGCUUUUCUAAUGUAACGACGGCUGAUUUUACAGCAUUACAACAGGAUUUGACCGCAUUUUUCUUGUCAGCACUGCAGUUACGAAGUGAUGCGGUUGGAAAAGAGAUUGAUGAUGCCGUUAUAAAUCGCGCGGAAGAUGAGGUGAUAAAUGCUUUAGUUCGAUUGGUACUCAAGUUAUCUGAAACAAGCUUCAGACCCUUCUAUUUUAAGAUUUAUGACUGGGCUAUAAGGUCUAAUGUUGAAGGAUAUAAAGAUCGUGUUAUAACUUUUUAUCGAUUGAGUGCAGCCAUCGCUAACCAACUGAAGGGUCUAUUCGUACUAUUCGCCGGCCACUUCAUUAAAAAUGCCGCCCAAUUGCUCGAUGCCUGCAACAAUAGUAAAACAGAAGAUUUGUACUUCGAUUCUGAAGAGAAAUGCGCUGUUCUCGUCACUUGUAUAGUGAAGACUUUACAAAUGGUCUUCUUGUACGACAGCCAGAACUUCCUCAACAAAGAAAGAUUUGAGACCCUAAUGCAACCAGUUGUGGAUCAACUCGAGAAUAAUAUUUGUGGUAUUUCAAAACUUAAGCUGAGAGCGGGAGAGUGCUUAAUCCCUUGUAUAGCCCAGUUUGCUGUUGCGACAGCGGAUGAUUCCCUUUGGAAGCUAUUGAAUUAUCAGGUUCUAUUGAAAACGAGACACAACGAUGCUGAGAUAAGAUUAGUCGCUUUGGACUGUCUCGUCGCCAUGGCAACGCAGUUGGGUAGCAGUUGGCUGCCACUCCUAGCCGAGAGCGUACCAUUCCUGGCAGAACUUCUAGAAGAUGGUGAUUCGAGAAUAGAAUCCUCAACAAAGGACGCAAUUCGCAAACUGGAACAAAUACUCGGGGAGCCGCUGGAAAAAUAUUUUUAAAACGUUUCUAUAUUAUUAACUUUUAACAUUGUUUGUUAAAAUAUAUUUUUUAUAUA
Molecule: messenger RNA, 6378 nt
Organism: Achroia grisella
Lineage: Eukaryota; Metazoa; Arthropoda; Insecta; Lepidoptera; Pyralidae
Product: HEAT repeat-containing protein 1
Exons: 4
Coding region: 23-6322 (2099 amino acids)
Biological process (GO): positive regulation of transcription by RNA polymerase I; maturation of SSU-rRNA from tricistronic rRNA transcript (SSU-rRNA, 5.8S rRNA, LSU-rRNA)
Cellular component (GO): 90S preribosome; t-UTP complex; small-subunit processome
Molecular function (GO): snoRNA binding
Source: RefSeq, a predicted model, not a curated record